AUGGCAAAAUGGAAUGCAAAAGUAGUGAUAAUGAUGGUGAUGAUUGUCGUGGUGGUAGUAGAAGCAAAAUGGACUCAAGAAGAUUGGAUUCGCUGUUUUCGCAAUUGUUCAGAGCCAUGUCCAGAGCUGGAUGGUAAUUGCUAUGUACGUUGCAAAAUCAAAUGCGGCGGCCCAAACCCUCCCCAUGGCCCUCCUUCAUCUCCCUAUGGCCCUCCCAUAGUUCACUCAUGAAUCUCACAUGCGGAAACAUAUGGGGAAGUUCGCUGAAGGAAACAAUAAUAGAAACAGUUUUUUCGUAGAAGAUUUAUGAUCUUG
Capsella rubella is the source of this 315-nucleotide messenger RNA. RefSeq lists its product as uncharacterized. The record is from RefSeq and is a predicted model, not a curated record. The coding region runs from base 1 to 231 and encodes 76 amino acids. Lineage: Eukaryota; Viridiplantae; Streptophyta; Magnoliopsida; Brassicales; Brassicaceae. The transcript has 2 exons.